UAUAUUUGGAGAGAGAGAGAAAAAGAGAAGAAAGGAUCCGAUACUGGGAAGAAACCCUAUUCGGAACAAAAGAAAGAAGGAGAGAAGAAGAGAGACGGAACCGGAUAUACCUAUACCGGUAGCGGAGAAAGAAUGGAGGUGGACAAAGCAAAGUUCCGCACUGAGGGACGAUGCUACAGAUGCGGAGAAAAGGGACAUAGAAGCUUCGAAUGCAAAGACGCACAAAAAAGGAAGCCAUAA
This is a messenger RNA of Serpula lacrymans var. lacrymans S7.9, 240 nucleotides long. RefSeq lists its product as uncharacterized. Gene Ontology annotation, molecular function: zinc ion binding; nucleic acid binding. The record is from RefSeq and is a predicted model, not a curated record. NCBI's taxonomy places the organism in Eukaryota, Fungi, Basidiomycota, Agaricomycetes, Boletales, Serpulaceae. The transcript has a single exon. The annotation marks the transcript as partial.